AAAAAAAAAAAAAAAAAAAGAUGAUGAUGAGUUUGGCCCUGCUUGCGACUAUAAAAACUCAUCUCUCUCCAACCCUUCCUUCCUUUUUCUUCUUUUUUCUUCUUUUUACUUUCUCCUUCUCAAUCUCAACAACAACCACUGCAACAUCAGCUUUUUCUUUUUUCUUUUUUUUUCUUUCCCCAGAAACCUUUCUACCCCCCAAGAACCUUAUCACACACAAACCGUUGUUUGGCUACCAUAUUCUUUGGCAGCCAACCCCGAGUCUAGCAACCACGUUUUCCAACCAGCUUGCCAGUCUCCACAACCCCCACCGCGGAAGAAAGAGAACGAGUCCCAAGCCUAAAGCAUCCAAGUAACGAGACUCGCUCUGCCCCAGACGUUUCUUCCACGAUUACCCACUAGUACCCCCCCC
Messenger RNA from Lobosporangium transversale, 412 nucleotides. RefSeq lists its product as hypothetical. NCBI's taxonomy places the organism in Eukaryota, Fungi, Mortierellomycota, Mortierellomycetes, Mortierellales, Mortierellaceae. The transcript has a single exon. The coding region runs from base 21 to 356 and encodes 111 amino acids. The record is from RefSeq and is a predicted model, not a curated record.